GAGAAGCUCAUGUAGUUCCAGAUCUGAUCAUCUGAGCUGCAGCUUCUUCUCCUCCAGGAUGAAAUUCUACCUGAUUUUAUUCACACUGGUGUGUGUGAGGGCUCAGAUUAAACAUGAACACUUGGGAAUAACAGCGUGCUCAGACACAGAGAAGGAAGAUAUGUUUGGUGCUGAUGGAGAGGAGAGUUUUUACGCAGAUUUUGUAAAGAAGGAAGAAGUGAACAUGCUGCCUCCAUUCUCUGAUCCGAUCGGUUAUCCAGGAUAUUACGAUCAAGCCGCUGCAGACAUGGAGAUCUGCAAACAAAACUUACAAGUGCUGAUAAAGGACUAUAAGGACGAACCUGUAGCACAGGCUGCCCCUCAAACCUCUAUUUAUACAAAGGAUGACGUGCAGCUGGGAUCAGGAACCACCCUCAUCUGCCAUGCAGCACGUUUCUUCCCUCCACCCAUCCGUGUGCACUGGACCAAGAAUAGUGUGAAUGUGACCGACAGUGCCAUGCUCAGCCAGUACUACCCAAACAAGGACAACAGUUACAACCAGUUCUCCCACCUGAGCUUCACACCUAAAGAAGGAGACAUUUACACAUGCACAGUGGAGCACAAAGCCCUGCAGACUCCUGACACCAAAACAUGGGAUGUUAAUGUUGAGAUGCCCAGUAUUGGUCCGUCUGUAUUUUGUGGAGUGGGACUGGCUCUUGGACUGCUUGGAGUUGCUACUGGAACUUUCUUCCUUGUCAAAGGAAACCAAUGCAACUAACACAACAGGUAGAAGAACAACAGUUAGAGUGUCUUUAUUACCAUCAAGAAGUCUCAUUUUUAAUUUACCAGGGCAACUUGAGUUUAGCUAACGUCUGAGUUUAAUGAGUUUAAAUAUGUACAAUAACUUUAUUUUUACACAUUUAUUCAAUAUAAUUAAACAUGUCUCACCACAGACCUAAGGGAACUUUUUUCCCCGAAGAAGUUCUGUUUAUAUUUUCUGUCCAGUUUGUACAAUGUUGGUUUGUAAAGUUAUAAAGAAAAUUCAAUAGAAAGAAAA
Molecule: messenger RNA, 1036 nt
Organism: Trichomycterus rosablanca
Lineage: Eukaryota; Metazoa; Chordata; Actinopteri; Siluriformes; Trichomycteridae
Product: H-2 class II histocompatibility antigen, I-E alpha chain-like
Exons: 5
Coding region: 59-757 (232 amino acids)
Biological process (GO): antigen processing and presentation; immune response
Cellular component (GO): membrane; MHC class II protein complex
Source: RefSeq, a predicted model, not a curated record